Ctenocephalides felis (cat flea) is the source of this 1531-nucleotide messenger RNA. RefSeq names its product zinc finger protein 124-like. The transcript has a single exon. The coding region runs from base 2 to 1351 and encodes 449 amino acids. Gene Ontology annotation, cellular component: nucleus. Gene Ontology annotation, biological process: regulation of transcription by RNA polymerase II. Gene Ontology annotation, molecular function: zinc ion binding; RNA polymerase II cis-regulatory region sequence-specific DNA binding; DNA-binding transcription factor activity, RNA polymerase II-specific. NCBI's taxonomy places the organism in Eukaryota, Metazoa, Arthropoda, Insecta, Siphonaptera, Pulicidae. The record is from RefSeq and is a predicted model, not a curated record.
AAUGAUCUUCACUGAAAAUGUUUUUUACGAUGAUUUAGUUUUAUCCGAUGCUCCAGGUAGUAGUAACGACUUAAAAUUUGAAAGUAAGAACAUUUGCUCUACGAAUUAUUCGGAAUAUGGUAAUGGCGUAAACACAUGCCGUGCAUGUUUGGCUCAGAACGAUGAUUUGCAACGAUUAAUUAUUCAAGGUGAUAUAUCAGAAGUUUAUCCAGAAGAUUAUUCAUUUAUGUUUAAAUCUUGUACAUCCCUUGAAAUAUCUUGGAAUGAUCGGUACCCUAAGCAUAUCUGUAAUAAGUGCCUUGCUGAUCUGUUAUCAGCUUAUGAAUUUUGGAAAAAAUGUAGAGAAUCUCUAGAAAUCUGGAAUUCUCAAAUUAAUUUAUUAAAUGAAAAAAAUGACUUAGCCUUAAAGAAGUGUAAUAGCAAUUUAGAUUUAGAAACAAAUGAUAACUCAGGUGUAGCCAGUGUCAAAAGAAGUAACAGGGAUCGAAGAUGUAAAAAACUGGUGGAUAAAAACUCUGUUUCACAUAAACAGAUUAUAAAAAAAGAAUUAGAAGAUAAAGUGUCCGGAGAUACAGACAAUUGUGAGUCAGUAACAAAUGAUUUGCGAGUUACAUCAAAUGAUGGAACUAAUUCAGAAGAGCCAAUGGCAAUGAAAUCAGGAUGUCGACGGUGUAAAAAAUGCAAUAUGAUAUUUCCUAACAAAGCAGAAUAUGCAAAGCAUGCAAAAUAUCACAACAAAUACCUAUGCCCAGUUUGUGGAUAUUUCUGUGGAAGCAUAGGCGGCUUGCAAGCUCACUCUGCAAGUCAUUCUGAAUUACGGCCUUAUCAAUGCAAUGUAUGUAAUAAACAAUAUAAAUCACAAUCUUCUUUACAUGUUCAUAUGAGAAACCAUACAGGAGAACGAAGAUAUACAUGUGAACAAUGUGGUAUUAAAUUUAUCACUUGGAACAGUUUAAACAGUCAUAUUAAAACACAUCAUUCAACAGCACGCCCAUAUGUUUGCGAAAUAUGUUUAAAAUCGUUUAAACAAUCAAGUACUCUUAAAAUACACAGGCGACAACAUACUGGUGAGAAGCCUUAUGCAUGCACUGAAUGUACAAUGGCAUUUAAAUCUUCCAGUGAUCUCAAAGGGCACAUGGUUAAACACACAGGGGAAAGAAAUUUUCCCUGCACUUUAUGUGAAAAACGUUUUUCCAAGCCCUAUAAUUUGAAACAACACAUGGUAACUCAUACAGGUGAACGAAGACAUAAAUGUGAAAUUUGUGAGCGAGCUUUUACUCAAGCACAUGUCUUAAGAGGUCAUAUGAAAACACAUAGAGAACUACAAAUACAAAUCACAAGCAUUUCAUAGAAAUAUGUUUGAAUUUGUCUCUAAAUAUAAUAAAUAAAGUAUUAUAUAUAGCACUUAUAUGAAUAACUAAUGGUCACAUCAAAAUCAUAAUGUUUGAAAAUGUAAAAUAAAAUUUAACCCUUGCUUAUUUUGCACUUCCCAAGAAAAAAAACUUGUAAUUGACACUUAAGUCCGCAAAGU